Conger conger (European conger) is the source of this 3043-nucleotide messenger RNA. It is a transcript of the gene malt3, whose product is annotated as MALT paracaspase 3. Gene Ontology annotation, biological process: proteolysis. Gene Ontology annotation, molecular function: cysteine-type endopeptidase activity. The transcript is spliced from 16 exons. Lineage: Eukaryota; Metazoa; Chordata; Actinopteri; Anguilliformes; Congridae. Bases 255 to 2201 code for a protein of 648 amino acids. The record is from RefSeq and is a predicted model, not a curated record.
UUUGAGGCACUUUCUUUUUUUGAGCAAAGGGCGAGAUUAUAUGAGCUCAUUCUGGGAACUGAGGCUUAUUUUGCCGGACGCUCUGUUAUUUGCAAUAGCUAUUUCAAGUAACUAUUCUAGUUACUUCGUUGCUUCCUACAAAAGUAAGGAUUGUGCCUUCCUCAACAACACACAAAAUGACAUCGUUAUGACUCACUCCCGGAAUCGAGGGAUGUUUUUCUGGUCUGACGGCUCGGCCUCCACGGGUUGAAAUUAUGAUCAGCGAAAUUGUCAUUGUGAAGCAUCCAGUGCCUGCAGCAUGGGUCCCGAAAAACUACACACUUACUCUGAGUGUUCAGGCUCUGGGGACCGGGCCGCUCAGCUACCGGUGGUUUCAGUCGCAAGAUGAGGUUCCUGGUGGAACUAAUGCUGACCUGGUUGUUAAGGCUCAGCACAGCCAGUGGUACGUGUGCCGAGUGAACGACCAGCACUGCAACUCCGUCUUCAGCAACUGGGUGAAGGUGACGGUCUGUGACAUCUCCAAACCCCAUACAAAGCCUCCGGGGAGAUGGGAGGGGGAGCCCCACAUCGCGGUGAACCCCACCUCCCAGGCCGUGCAGAGAGGGGACAGGGUGACACUGCAGUGCUCCGCAUUCGGCAUCCCUGCCCCCAGGUUCCAGUGGUACAGGAACGGACUCCCACUGCCGACAAAGAACAAAGAAACCCUCCAGAUAGAAAAAGUUGAUGGAGACCAUGAAGGCUGUUACCUCUGCUCAGUGUCCAACACUCUGGGAGAAAAGUGGACAGAGCCGGCUGAAAUCAGCAUAGUGAAAAAGCUUACAGCGACGGACAAAGUGGCCCUGCUGAUCGGGAACCUGAAUUACGCCCACCACCCGGCCCUCAUGGCCCCCAUGAUGGACGUCCACGAGCUGGCCAACCUCCUGCGGCAGCUGGGCUUCAGGGUGGUGUCUCUGCUGGACCUCACCAAGGCCGAGAUGCUGUCCGCCAUCGACGCCUUUCUGCAGCUCCUCGACAGGGGCGUGUACGCUCUCUUCUACUACGCCGGCCACGGGUACGAGUGCUCCGGGAGGAACUACCUGGUGCCCAUCGACGCACCACAGCCCUACCGGCCGGAGAACUGCGUCAGUGUGCAGAGCGUGAUGCGCCACAUGCAGGAGAGACUCACCGCGCUCAACGUCAUCCUGCUCGACACCUGCCGGAAAUGGUACAACCAGCACUGUGCCCUGUCUGAAGUCAGAUCGCUGGCGCCCUUGGGUAACACGGUAUACGGAUACGCCACGUGCGAAGACGCCGAGGCCUUCGAGGUGCAGGACGGCGAGAGGAGUUCUGGGAUCUUCACCAAGUACCUGAACAAGCACAUCCUGCGUCCGGAGAAGAUCACCCACGUCCUGGAGCAGGUCUCCGAAGAUUUGGGCCGGGACCCCCUGGUGACGGGGAAGCAGGUGGUGGAGAUCCGGCACACGCUGAAGGAUCCGCGGACCCUGGCCGACCCCGUCCGGACCACUGGCCACACCACGGAGCUGCGAGUGCGGGACAUGUGCUGGAGGGGGGCGAACGAGUUGCCAGAGCGACGGACGCUGGUGUUCCCGUGUGGCGCUGAGGUGGAGCUCAGCUUCUCGGCCUUGUUCUCCAACGUGGUCAUCAUCUUUGCCUCGGUGAAGGCGACCGGCCGUGGCGUCCAGGACUGCAGCCUCUCCCUCAGGAGCAACCCGGUAAUGGAAGAUGUAUUCUCAAAUGCGGGCUGUUUGGACAGAAUAGACUCCCUGCUGCUAAGCGACACUAGCAAUCCCGACUGCAGUCUCCGACUGUGCGGCCUCCAGAAACUCCAGAAAUCCUUAGUAAUGGAGGUGGACCUGCACUACACCCAGGCCGACAGCAAGGCGAGGCUGAAGGAGAGCAGGCAGCAGGACGUGGGCAAGCCCCUGGUGGCCCGGUGUGAGCUGCACAGGAGGACACAUGCCGCGGAGCCCGCAGGUCCUGCUCGGGGGGAAAGGCGGGACGGGGGCCCCUUCCAAAGUAUGGACCAGAAGGCCUCCUACAGACAGCCCCCCCGCCACCCCCUCGGGCGACCGUGCCGGCCCUCCACCCGCAAGGCGGAGAACGCCUGGAAGCGCGUCUCCGCCGCCUCCAAAAACCCCUCUCCCCGGAGCAACGAACCCGAGGAGAACGACGAGAACGAGAUACUGGGGUGUCCCACCUGAAGCACUCCACAGGCGUCUGGACUGCGCCACGUGAACUCGCACAGUGAGGGGGUUCUGUGUCCCCCUACUGGAACGUGCCAUGUGGACUUCGCACACGGGAGGGGGGGAAUCAGUGGUUCCUUUCCCUUUAUGUGCUUCACUUUUACCAUGUGCAGAACUUUAACUGUUUGUGCCUUCAGUGAAAGUGUUGUGAAAGCGCAUCAUGCAUACGCUUGAUUCGUUAAUAAUCUAAUUAAUAUUUUUCUACAUACUCUUCCACAUUAUAAACUUUUUUUGGAGUUUAGCUGUGACCAAAGUUAAGGAUUGUCGGCAUAUUUAAUCAUUUCUGGGUCUCAUUUUGAACAUGUGUGUGAGUGUGUGAGUGUGUGUUUGUCCCAUGCUACGAAGAUAUUUUCGACAGGCAUUGUAAGGUUUUCAAAUGACACUGAAAAAUAUUUUAAAGCAUUAUAUAUUUUCUCAUGAAAAUACAUUUUAUCUGCUUAUGUUUAUCAACAAUCAAAUACAUUUAAUUGUAUGUGUAUAUUUCAGAUUUUUAUAUGCAGAUGAUUUUUUGUGCUGACAAAUAUCCUCAAUGUGUAAUUUAUUGAAGGGGUUUCCCUUUCCUGGUAUCUUUCAGUAUCUACCUGAAGUCUAUCUUCAGAUUAUCUGGAUUUUGAUUGUAAUGGCAUGGCCUUAAUUGCUUACUAAACUUUAAAGGAAAUUCCAUUGUACAAUUAAACAGUCUUUGACCGAGUUUGUAGUGUUCCUUUAUGUAGUACGUUUUGUAGUUUCUAGUUUGUGACCAUUGUUGUUUAGAGAAUUCAAUUAAAGGGUUAAUAAAAAUUGAAUUAAAAUGACAAAAA